AUGCGGCGCUGGGCCACCAUGGCCGCCCCCCCGAGCGCUCCCCUCUCUCGGCAGGGUGUGCCCAGCUCCGCUCUGCGGGAGAUCUGCCUGCUCAAGGAGCUGAAGCACAAGAACAUCGUCAGGCUCCACGACGUCCUGCACAGCGACAAGAAGCUGACCCUGGUCUUCGAGUUCUGCGACCAGGACCUGAAGAAGUACUUCGAUAGCUGCAACGGGGACUUGGACCCAGAGAUCGUCAAGUCGUUCAUGUACCAGCUGCUGAAGGGCCUCGCCUUCUGCCACAGCCGCAACGUCUUGCACCGAGACCUUAAACCCCAGAACCUCCUCAUCAACAGGAACGGGGAACUCAAACUGGCCGACUUUGGCCUGGCCCGGGCCUUUGGCAUCCCCGUGCGCUGUUACUCAGCAGAGGUCGUCACACUGUGGUAUCGGCCCCCAGACGUGCUCUUCGGCGCCAAGCUGUACUCCACCUCCAUCGAUAUGUGGUCAGCUGGCUGCAUCUUUGCAGAGCUGGCCAACGCGGGGCGGCCCCUGUUUCCAGGGAACGAUGUGGACGACCAGCUGAAAAGGAUUUUCCGGCUGCUGGGAACCCCCACCGAGGAGCAGUGGCCGGCCAUGGCCAAGCUGCCAGACUACAAGCCCUACCCCAUGUACCCUGCCACCACCUCCCUGGUCAACGUGGUCCCCAAGCUGAACGCGACCGGCCGGGACCUGCUGCAGAACCUGCUGAAGUGCAACCCAGUGCAGCGGAUAUCGGCGGAGGAGGCUCUCCAGCACCCCUACUUCACAGACUUCUGCCCUCCCUAGGGACCCCCUGGCACUGGCCAGGCCCUGCGCUGAGCCGGGGGGCAGCACCCCGGUUCCUGGCAUGCUC
This is a messenger RNA of Haliaeetus leucocephalus (bald eagle), 874 nucleotides long. RefSeq names its product cyclin-dependent kinase 5 (gene CDK5). The transcript has 11 exons. Bases 1 to 807 code for a protein of 268 amino acids. Gene Ontology annotation, molecular function: ATP binding; cyclin-dependent protein serine/threonine kinase activity. Lineage: Eukaryota; Metazoa; Chordata; Aves; Accipitriformes; Accipitridae. Gene Ontology annotation, cellular component: nucleus; cytoplasm. The record is from RefSeq and is a predicted model, not a curated record. Gene Ontology annotation, biological process: neuron apoptotic process; synaptic vesicle transport; axonogenesis.